GGCCGGGACGGCGCUAUUGCAACACUGGAUUUGCUCACCAACGUUAUUUGCACACAUACAGUAAUGGUGAAACGGUAGUUUGUUUUUCUAAAGAGGCAACACGACACUGACUGAUGCCCUGACUCCACGCUUUCUUCCUCCUAAAGAUCGUUAGGUCCGAGAGUUAACAAUAGCUAACGCUAGCUAGCUGUUACAUGUCCUCGUUUUUUCUGGCAUCUGACCUCCACCGCCGCCACCACAACAGAGGCGCAGUGAGAAGCUUUUUCUGGCUUGUGUUGGGGUGAUAAUUCACCCGUACCUUGUCGUCACCCCCCGCCCCCCUUGUUCCGUGUUUUGUCCCUCGGACUGUUCCUGAAUAUGAUACAGAAUGAGUCAAAGAGACACCCUGGUUCAUCUGUUUGCUGGAGGGUGCGGGGGAACGGUUGGAGCAAUUUUAACUUGUCCACUAGAAGUGGUGAAGACCCGUCUGCAGUCAUCCUCCAUCACCCUCUAUGUGUCUGAGGUGCAGCUCAGCACUGUUAACGGGGCCAGUGUGGCCCGCAUGUCCCCGCCGGGCCCCCUACACUGCCUGAAGUUGAUCCUAGAGAAAGAAGGACCUCGCUCGCUCUUCAGGGGUUUGGGGCCUAACUUAGUGGGUGUGGCCCCUUCUAGAGCAAUUUACUUUGCUGCAUACUCCAGUGCCAAAGAGAGACUGAAUGGUUUGUUGGAGCCUGACUCCACACAGGUGCACAUGGUCUCAGCUGGACUGGCAGGGUUUACAGCCAUCACUGCAACCAACCCCAUUUGGCUCAUAAAGACUCGUCUGCAGCUAGAUGCCAGGAAUCGUGGAGAGCAUAGGUUGAGUGCAUUUGAAUGCAUGAGGCGAGUGUACCAGGCGGAUGGCCUGCGAGGCUUCUACAGGGGUAUGUCAGCAUCCUAUGCUGGUAUCUCAGAGACUGUGAUCCACUUUGUAAUCUAUGAGAGCAUCAAACGACGCCUUCUGGAGGCCAAGGCCACGCAGAACAUGGAUGAAGAAGAGGAAAUAUCCAAAGAUGCAUCAGACUUUGUUGGGAUGAUGCUCGCCGCAGCCACCUCCAAGACAUGUGCCACAUCCAUUGCUUAUCCUCAUGAAGUUAUUCGCACUAGACUACGUGAAGAAGGCACCAAGUAUCGCUCAUUCUUCCAGACUCUAACGAUGGUGCCCAAAGAGGAGGGCUACCGAGCCCUGUAUCGUGGCCUCACCACACACCUGGUACGGCAGAUCCCCAACACUGCCAUCAUGAUGUGCACCUACGAGUUGGUGGUUCAUCUUCUAAAUGGUUAAACCCUUCCUUCCGACGCCCAGAGAACACGUAACCCCGCCCCUGCUCACAGAAAGAGAGAGAGCGAGCGCUCACCAGGACUGAUGCUCAAAGGUUCUCCUCCCCAGAUGAGUACAGAGACAGAGCAGAGCCCUCACCUGUUUUACUGAAGCUAAACACGGGUUGUUUUCAACAAGGUGGGGGUUUGUGUUCUGUUUUUCUGGCAGGCACAGCACAAGGUAGCAGAUUGGAAGGAACUUCAGCUUGAAUGUGGCUGAAGUUUUAUAGCAUUUGGCAAAAAACAAAAAAAAAUGAUUGAUCCCCACCUGUUUUGUAAUGACAUUUCUCUUGUUGGUUACAUGCUCCCACUCUCUCGAGUUCCCAAGUUAUUUGCGCAAGCAUAUUGAUUGAUAGAGUGCUAAGGAGAUCACCUAAGUAACAGUAAAAUCCUCUAACAAUACUAGUCCUUGCUACCUAGUGGAGCCCAGAACCUCCGCGAGAGUGCUCUGUUCUUAAGAUAAUGAUAACCCGAUUCUCCCUGUUCUGGCUUUGGGAGCAUUUUAGAAUAAAGUGCAUCCCUCUCCAUCCUUCACUGUAACAUCAGAGGCCACUACCGAGACCACGUUUCAGAUUUUAUCAUUAGUUCAGCGGUUGCCCCACAUUGCACAAGCAGAAUUUCUGACAUGGGUUCGUCUGUCAGUGCAUGCAAGGGGGCAAUCGGUGCGCAAGGCUUCUCUCAUAUGGUUGUAGAGAGGACAGGUAAAAUGAGGGACACGUGCCUUGUAUGACAAAACCAUAUGGGAAGAUGCACAGUGGCUAUCGGGGGCAGUUGGAGCUCUGGUUGCUCUGAUCACAGUUUGCAACAAGUGAAGUAGAAAUGUACAGACAUGCACGAGUAUGGGGCCGUGAGGGUAACUCAGUGAUCCUUAAUCACCACCCUUAGCACACAUGGAAAAUGCACACCCUCACCUGUGCAUUUUUAGGAAGACCUGUCCUUUAAGACACUCCAGUCUCAAUAAAGUGAGGCGGUGGCUAUUUACGUGGAUUUGGUUACUUGAUACUAGAUGCAUCUGUGAUACAUUUCCAGGUGCAUUUUUUAUGAGAAUCCCGCUGUGUACUGAGGUGUGAGGUGACAAAGAGUGCAACACUGAGAUCUGACAUCUUGGCCACCAGUCUGUGUUCUAGAAAUCAAUGUGUUGACAAGAAAAAGCCUCUAAUGUGUGACAACAUGAAAGAAUUCACCCUUUUAACUACUGGAAUGUAAACAAAUUGAUGAAUAACCUUGUUUAACACAAGGAAGUAAAACACUGACCCGUGAUGUGACUUAUUAAGAAUAUUUAAACCAAUAUAGAAAAUUAACAACUUUUAACAAAAAUGGUAAUAUUGAUUUAAAUCUACUUUGAAAUUGUAUAUAUGGAUGGAGCAUGACCGCACAAAAUGUGACUAUUGCAUUUGUCUUGCCCCCAUUAAUGGCAAAUGCAGUUUUUUCUGUUUUGUCGAACAGAGUUGAGCCCUUCCCUGCCCCACCGCUAGUCUUUUUUUUUUCCCCUCCUGAUUCAAACAACUGUUCUGUCUUUAUGUACUUUUCCAAGGCUCUCAACAGUGCUUAUCUCAAUUUCAGUUUCAGCAUCCAGGUUUAGUUUUACAGGCGAGGACAAUCCUCUUGAGUGUUUACUUUGGAAGCUUGUUGUACCAUUUAGACGUUUGGAAGAUAGCGAGGAACGCACUCUUUGUGUCCGUAGCAGUGUAAAAUGCACACUGAAACAGAUAAAUCACAUGUUACAGAUUUUUCCCUCACCUUAUUCGGUGCAGGUUUUUUUUUUCAUUAAAAAAUGAAUAUCGAACGUGAAGAUACAAAAAAAAUUAAUGUAGUUGUCAUUUCUGCCUCUUUUUUUUUUUAAAAAACAAAACAAAAAACAAAACUUGUUCUUUGGGCAUUUUUUGACCUCAUCCCAUUGGAAUCAAAAGAUGCAUGUUCUCUGCUUUGGCUUCUUUGUUUUGGCUUCUCUGUUUCUUCCUUAGCAUGUUUCAUUUUUUUCAGUUUGAGGCCGAGGAGUCCCAUGUGUUGUGUAAUCUCAUCCAUCCUUGUAACCAUAGAGACGGCCUCACCUGCUCACCUUUACCCUCUUACAUGACAUGGAACUAACCACUUGUCCAGCCUGUGUACAUGUAUUUGUAUUUCAGUCAGAAACCCACAGCCUGGAUAGAGCCUAACUCUGAAAACGUUUAACUCUUAAUAAUAACUCACUGAGUGAUUCACUGCUAGUAAUGUCUGAGAGCUUAACGCAUUCCCGGUGCCUACUUGGGAGGGAAUGGACAGGCAAACUUUGAUAUGCAGCUGAACUAUGCUUCCUCUCUCUGUGCCAUCUUACUUGAGACUGUAGAAGAAGAAGAAAAAAAAAGCCUUGUGUUUCUGGCCAAAAAAAAAACAGGCUCCCAUGCCAUUAAAAAUGACAAAGAAGUCAUCGAAGUCUUUCUCACUGUGAACACUGAAAUUACGACGCACAUUAUAAAGGAUGCAUAGUUCAUCGGCUCAUAGUAGAACAGUUAUCAAAGUUGUACGUUUGUGAAUAUAGAUGAUAUCAGUGAUGCGCAGUUGAUGUGGUAGUGCUU
Messenger RNA from Lampris incognitus (smalleye Pacific opah), 3893 nucleotides. RefSeq names its product solute carrier family 25 member 36-A. Gene Ontology annotation, cellular component: mitochondrion. Gene Ontology annotation, biological process: pyrimidine nucleotide import into mitochondrion. Gene Ontology annotation, molecular function: pyrimidine nucleotide transmembrane transporter activity. NCBI's taxonomy places the organism in Eukaryota, Metazoa, Chordata, Actinopteri, Lampriformes, Lampridae. The transcript is spliced from 7 exons. The record is from RefSeq and is a predicted model, not a curated record. Bases 368 to 1303 code for a protein of 311 amino acids.